CAAUUGCUUCGUCUUAAUGAUGUCAAUGAUGUGUACACAUCACCACAAAGUACACGACACGUCGUUGUUUUUUCAUAAAAAUAUUAUAUUUGUCUCAAGUCAAGUGCAAUAAAAAGCAAUUUGUUCACGUUGAUUAUUUUUCCAGAAUUUAAGGUUCCAAAAAGUAUUUAUUUUCCUAUAAAUCAGGAACCAAACUUAUGAAAUUCGAUUUUAUUCAUUCAAAGUAAAUACCUUGAUGAUGACCGACACAAAAAAUUAUAAUAUACUUCACUACAUAAAUCAGACAAAACAUUAUAUCAAGGAGAUCGUGGAACGCGAAGUCAAAUACGACGAAGAGAUCGAUUCGUGGCUUUUGGUAAGCAACCCUUGGCCAGUGGUCAUGAUAAUCAUAGUAUACUUAUUGUUCGUGAAGAAAAUCGGUCCGAAAAUGAUGGAAAAUCGAGAGCCGUACAAUAUUACGAACAUCAUUCUGAUUUUCAACUUCUUGCAGUUCUUGUACAACAGUCUGCUUUGUUUAUGGAUAAUUUUGACACCCGGAAUACCAAAGUUUAUAUUUUUCAAUCUAUGUACUAUAACCAGAGAAACCCCACAUGAAAAGUAUCUAAUAAAAUGUCUGCACACUGUUUCAUGGUUCUACUUUAUAUCGAAGAUCAUUGAUUUAUUGGACACCGUGUUUUUCGUUUUGAGGAAAAAACAAUCCCAUGUAUCGUUCUUGCAUGUUUAUCACCAUACAAAAAUGGUAAUGACGUGUUGGCUGCAUAUUCGAUACUUUAAAACCGAACAUGCUGCUUACGGUGCAAUGCUCAAUUCAGCUGUUCACAUAGCCAUGUAUGGUUAUUACUUUUUAGCCGCUCUCGGACCGUUCAUGCAAAAAUAUCUAUGGUGGAAAGUGUAUGUGACUCGAUUGCAAAUUACCCAAUUGUUUAUCGCAGUGACUUACUUGGUGUUUUUAUACAAAUAUGAUUGCAACAUGCCAAGAGUAUUAUCGUCCAUAUUGAUUAUCGAUCUGUUUGCCUUCAUCUAUUUGUUCAUGGAUUUCUAUAAGACCGCUUAUAAUAAAAAUAUAACGAAUAAAAUUGUUAAGCUCGACGUAAGACACAACAUAAGUAAAGUGAAACAAGUUGAUGAAAUGGACAAUACUGAUAAAAUCAAAUCAUCCUGAGUACGCAUCACAUGAAAUACAAACAAAUAUUAUUAUUCAAUAAUGUGAAUAACCAAUCGAAUCUUCUCGUUCAUGUAUAUAUAUAUGAAGUGUGGUAAAAUAAAAAUAAAAGUACAUCAAUAUAUAA
Messenger RNA from Sipha flava (yellow sugarcane aphid), 1289 nucleotides. RefSeq names its product elongation of very long chain fatty acids protein 7-like. Gene Ontology annotation, molecular function: fatty acid elongase activity. Gene Ontology annotation, biological process: sphingolipid biosynthetic process; very long-chain fatty acid biosynthetic process; fatty acid elongation, polyunsaturated fatty acid. The record is from RefSeq and is a predicted model, not a curated record. The transcript is spliced from 8 exons. NCBI's taxonomy places the organism in Eukaryota, Metazoa, Arthropoda, Insecta, Hemiptera, Aphididae. Bases 236 to 1162 code for a protein of 308 amino acids. Gene Ontology annotation, cellular component: endoplasmic reticulum membrane.